UCUUUUUCUCUUUUGUAUCAUCAUCUAUAUUUAUCUCACAUCCACGUUUUCCAAUCUCCCCUCCUCCUCCUCUCUCUCUCUUACCAGAUCCCUCGGAGGAGAUGCGUGUAUUUUGAGAUUUUUUCUUCUUCUUCUCUGAUGGGUUCGCAUUUAUGAAGAAAGACAGACGUUUUGCAGCUAUGAAAUGAAGAGGAAAAAAAAACCAUUUUUAUUCAUCUAUUAAAACCAUUUCUUAGAUUUUGUUUGUGUUGAGUUAUUAAAGGAGUUAGAUUUUUUUGUCCGUCUUUUUUCUUCUUAUAUAUAAAUCUCAUUUUGAUAAAAUCCAUAAGAGAGAAAACUAAAGAAGAUGGGUGAUAGUGUAGAGAAAGAGUGUGUUUCUGCUGCUUCAUCAAUGUUUAGUGUUGAAGAGUUGAAUGAGAUAAGUGGGUCGAAGAGAGGAUUAGAUUAUAUAGAAGUAACAUGUGGUUGUACUAGUCAUAGAUAUGGUGAUGCUGUUGGAAGACUUAGGGUUUUUAUUAAUGGUGAUCUCGAAAUCAGUUGUGAAUGCACCUCUGGUUGUCAGGAGGAUAAAUUGACGCCUGCGGCUUUUGAAAAGCAUUCUGGACGAGAGACUGCCAGGAAAUGGAAGAGUAAUGUUUGGGUCAUUAAGAAGGGAUCAAAAGUUCCUCUGUUCAAGACUGUGCUGCUUAAAUACUAUGAACAGGCACUAAAAGAGACUAAUAAGUCCUCCCUAAGAUCCAAAAAGGGGCGGCCUUGCCAUCGGGAUGAGUUUGUUAGCUGUACUGAGUGUAACAAGUCGCGUAGGUUCCAUCUAACUUCCAAGGAAGAGUGUCGAGUUCACCAUGAUGCAUCGGUUGACGCUAACUGGAAAUGUUCAGACCUUCCAUUCGACAACUUAUCUUGUGAGGAUGACGAAGAGCGAGCAAGUCGUAGAGUGUACAGAGGCUGUUCUCGUUCUCAAACAUGCAGUGGCUGCACUACCUGUGUUUGCUUUGGGUGUGAUUUGUGCCGGUUUUCAGACUGCAACUGCCAGACUUGCACUGAUUACACAAGGAAUGCUAAACCUUAAAUCUUCAGAGUAAACUAUUUCCUGGACAAGGUACUAUUUCCUUGUCUGUCUUUUGGGUGGGUAUGGUUGCUUUGGCGUUGGCCUUUUCUUUUGCACAGAGCUUUAAGUACUGUCAUAUCCUAACAUCAACUGAUGUAUUCAGUCAGAGUUACAGUUUUUGCUGUCCUCAUUAUAGCUGAUUUUAAUCUUUAAAUGGAGUAAAUUAUAUUUAUUUUCUUCUGA
This is a messenger RNA of Papaver somniferum (opium poppy), 1291 nucleotides long. Its product is annotated as protein ULTRAPETALA 1-like. NCBI's taxonomy places the organism in Eukaryota, Viridiplantae, Streptophyta, Magnoliopsida, Ranunculales, Papaveraceae. The record is from RefSeq and is a predicted model, not a curated record. The transcript is spliced from 3 exons. The coding region runs from base 347 to 1069 and encodes 240 amino acids. Gene Ontology annotation, cellular component: nucleus; cytosol. Gene Ontology annotation, molecular function: DNA binding.